Dothidotthia symphoricarpi CBS 119687 is the source of this 640-nucleotide messenger RNA. RefSeq lists its product as uncharacterized. The transcript has a single exon. Bases 165 to 467 code for a protein of 100 amino acids. Lineage: Eukaryota; Fungi; Ascomycota; Dothideomycetes; Pleosporales; Dothidotthiaceae. The record is from RefSeq and is a predicted model, not a curated record.
GUUACGCCACCCGAUUUAGAAUCCAUGGUCACUUCAACCACAUCAUCAGACUUUUCCGCCGUAUUUACGAAUCAUCAACAACACUAUUCAUCCGUGUGUCGACGAGCACACGACCUCACAACUAUCAACCCACCCAUAGUGUCCAUAAACCUACCACCGAAACCAUGGCAACAAGCCUCCACUACGUGCUGGCUACUGUGGGCCUCGUCCUACUCCUCCUUAGCGUAACGGCAAUAAUGUUCUGGCUCCUGGGCAUCGACCAAGUAAUCAAAGAUUUGAUGCGAAACAAGAAGCGCCGCACACGAUCAACGCGUGCAGAAGAGAUCGAGCUCGAACAAUACACGGAUGUACAGAAGCGAGCGAAGGAACGGAGGAGGAAAGAAGCAGCGAAGAGGUGGGAGGAAAGCAGGGCUAGGAGAGAAGGUGGGUACUUUGCUGGUAUGGGGAAGGCAUAUCAUGAAUCGUAAGCUGAGGCGGGAGUGUAUGAGGAAGAGUACGAGGUUCUUAGUGUUAUCUGUCGUGUAGGUUGAGGGUUGAACGUAAUUGUUACCGCUUGACGAGUUUGUUUUGAGUCGUAUGUACUGCAAAGUCGAUAUGCAGCAUAGUCUUGACCGAAGUUGAUGAUGAAUCGGUGUCGACA